AUGACUGUAUCGGUAGAAGCGUCCGCUACAGAAGAAACGCAUCGCAAAGAAAAGGAUUUGUUGGAGCAUUUUGGGAAGUUUCAAUAUUUACAAUAUUUAUGGAUUUGUUUAACACUAUUCAUGGUUUCCAUGACACAUGUGAAUUAUGUGUUUGUUGCAGAAAAUAUCGAUUACAGAUGUCGAAUACCAAAAUGUGAAACUUCUAACUCGACCGUUGCAACACCGUCAUGGUGGCCAGAGGAUGUGGACUCGAAGUGCUAUAAGCCGAUACUGAAUAAAAAAAAUAUAUAUUCCACGAAUCUAACAUGCACCAAUGAUUCGUUCAGCAUGCAAAUAGAAGAUUGCUACGAUUGGAUUUAUGAAAACAACAAUUCUAUUGUUUCUGAGCUCAAUCUAGCGUGUCAGCCUUUUAAAGUUCAAAUGGUCGGAGGUAUUCACAACACCGGUAUGAUCAUUUCUAUGAUAUUUGCUGGAUGGAUAGCUGACAGAAUUGGAAGAAGACCGACUUUUAUAUUAUGUGGAGUAGGAGCUAGCAUUGGAGUUUUCAAGAUUCUCCUUAAAGAUUACUAUCCAUACUUAUUUAUAGAAUUAAUGGAAUCUAUCAUAAGUUCCGGUCUUUACACAGUUGGAGUCAUAUUAUUAGUUGAAAUUGGUGGACCAUCUCAAAGAGUAAUGGCGGGUAUCAUCUUCUCUUAUGCAGUUUACGUUGGUGAAAUCGUAUUUGCAAUUUUAGCCAUGACUUUACAAUACUGGAAAUGGCUGAUCUUGACCAUUUAUGCACCAAUGAUAUUAUUUAUUAGUUACUUUUUCUUACUAAAGGAAAGUCCAAGAUGGCAGAUACUCCAAGGAAAAAUGGAAGAAGCAAAGAGCACUUUGAAAAUAAUAGCAAAGACAAACAAGAUAGAUAUUGCCGAUAAAGAUCUUGAUGAUUGCACUGACGAGGAACUUCGCUCGCGGUUUGACGUCGGAGACCAAAAACAGAAGGAAAAUUUAAAAGCUAUAAUUUCUUCAAAAGAAAUUAUGACUCGUCUAGUAGUUGCUGCGUUUUGUUUUUUUGCCUCUAGUUUUCUUUAUUACGGAUCUUUGGUACACAGUGUACUGCUACCAGGCAGUAAAUACACUAAUUUUAUAUUAGCUGCAGCAUCGUCCUUUCCUGGAGAACUGAUCGCUUACUUCACUUUCAACAAAUAUGGGAGAAAAAUAACUUUACAGUGUGGAUAUGUAGUCUGUGCUGUUUUUCUAAUCGUUCAAAGCUAUACUCCUGAUUAUUUAACUUGGGUGAAGCUCUCAUUUUUUCUAAUUGGUAAAAUGGGAGUGGUGAUAUGUUUUACGGGUAUAUACACAUACAGUUUGGAACUAUUCCCAACCAGUGUUAGAGGAACGUUGCUGGGUUUCUGCAACACUACAGCAAGAGUUGGGAGUAUGUUUGCGCCUUUGACACCACUAUUGAUGACCGAGGUUGCGGCACUUCCAUCUAUCCUCUUCUCAGCAACUGCUGUCGUAGCUGGUGUGUUGUUAAUAUUUACACCAGAAACGAAGACUCUACCGAUGUUCGAUACCAUCGCCCAAAUCGAAUUACAUAAAGCGAACCAAUCGAAGAUAUGUACAAAAUUAUGA
This is a messenger RNA of Arctia plantaginis, 1617 nucleotides long. The record is from the annotation of a GenBank genome assembly. NCBI's taxonomy places the organism in Eukaryota, Metazoa, Arthropoda, Insecta, Lepidoptera, Erebidae.